Molecule: messenger RNA, 2446 nt
Organism: Drosophila obscura
Lineage: Eukaryota; Metazoa; Arthropoda; Insecta; Diptera; Drosophilidae
Gene: f-cup
Product: leucine-rich repeat-containing protein 40
Molecular function (GO): protein binding
Source: RefSeq, a predicted model, not a curated record
AAAACCCAAACCAAUCCCAAGAUGAUGAACUUCAGCAACGUCGAAGACACUGCCAGCUUGUACGCAUUCAACAACUUGGCCAAGGAAUGCAAUACUUCGCCUACUAGCAACGACGGCUACGAUUUUGACGACUGCUCCUGGUUCAAUUUCUACGGCGAUCCCAUCGAUAUGAGCGGCGACUCUGUGCCAAGGAACGGCCCUGGAAAUGGAUCCACCAGCAGAAUUCCACGAUGCGCCCAACGAUCACGAAUGUCUGCAUCCCCACGAUCCCAACAAAUGGCUGCCCAUCCACGGCCGCGUAUGCAGGCAUCCCCCCGGCCAAACUACGCCUUCCAGCCCCUAUUCCAUGAACGUACAACCCAUGAGGACGAUACAGUAUUAACCCAGGAGCUGUGGAAGCUGGCGCGCAAGUCGGGCACCCUGAAUCUGUCGAACAAGGGAUUGUCUAGUGUGCCCAACCGACUGUACGACAUCAACGAGGCUGACGCGGACAGCAAGGCGGCCACUCUGGAGCAGCUGUCGAUCAAGGAGGAGGAUGCCUGGUGGAACCAAGUGCCAUUGACCAAUUUGGAUCUGAGCUCCAAUGCUCUAACGCACAUAUCCCCCAAGAUUGAGAACCUGCAGUCGCUAACCGUGUUGAUUCUGCAUGACAACGCCCUGGUGGAGCUGCCGUCGGAGAUUGGCAAACUGGAGAAGCUUAUGCGCCUGAAUGUGAGUCGCAACAAGCUCAGCAGUUUGCCGCGUGAGCUGUACAGCCUGCCCGAGCUGCGGCAUCUGAAUAUUAGCUAUAAUGAGUUCACAGAACUCAAUCCGGACAUCAGUGAUCUCCACAUGCUGGAGUAUCUGGAUGCUGGGCAUAAUAACAUACAAUCCCUGCCCGGCGGUAUUGGUUUCCUGGUGCGCUUAACCGCCCUCUUGUUGCCCUAUAAUCACAUUAAGGAUCUGCCCCCCGAUCUGGUUAACAUGCGCUCGUUGCAAAGGGUGGACCUGAUGCAGAAUGACCUCACCUGCUUGCCAGAGGACAUGGGCCUGCUAAGGAAGCUGCAGUUCCUGUACAUCCAACACAACGACAUCCUGGAGCUGUCCGACUUUGAGGGAAACGAGGCCCUGAUCGAGCUGCAUGCCAGCAACAAUUACAUAGUGAACAUACCCAUAAGGAUGUGCGAGAACUUGCCGCACCUGAAGGUACUCGACCUACGGGAUAACAAGAUCACAGAGCUGCCCGAUGAGCUGUGCCUGCUGCGAAAUCUCAACCGCCUGGACGUAUCGAACAACACUAUCGACACGCUGCCCGUCAGCCUGUCGGCGCUGGCCCAUUUGAUUAGCCUGCAGGUGGAGGGCAAUCCCAUCAAGUCGAUUAGACGUGACAUUCUCCAAUGCGGCACUGCGCGCAUUCUGAAGACGCUGCAGGAGCGUUCCCUGGCCAAGACUAAGGAGGAGGGUGGCACGGAUAGUGCUGCCGGAACCCGCCUAUGUGGCGGACAAUCGGGCAACGCUGCAGGCGACCCAACCGGAAACUAUCCCGACAGAUACAAACUGCGGCAUACACGUACAUUGGCUGUCAAUUUGGAGGAAAUAACCGAUGUGCCCGAUAAGGUCUUUCAGUUGGCCCAGUCCGAAGGAGUGCAUGUCGUGGACUUUGCGCGGAAUCAGCUAAGAACCUUGCCCAAUGGCUUGCAGCACAUGCAGAAUCUGGUCACGGAACUGGUACUCGCCCACAAUCUCAUUGGCCAAGUGCCGCAGUUCAUCUCACAGUUUACGCGCAUUACGUUUCUGAAUUUAUCCAACAAUCUGUUGAACGAUCUGCCCAAGGAGUUUGGGGUGCUGAACACGCUGCGCGAGCUGAACAUAUCGAACAAUCGUUUUGAGUUUAUUCCCAGUGGUUUGUACGAUUUGCAGGGUCUGGAGAUUCUCAUUGCCAGCGAUAAUCACAUCAAGGAAUUAAAUGUCUCCGGACUACAGUGCAUGCCGCGCUUGUCUACAUUGGAUUUGCGCAACAACGACAUUGAUUUCAUACCGCCAAUUUUGGGUACACUGACCAACAUAACGCACUUGGAACUGGUGGGCAAUCCAUUUCGACAGCCACGUCACCAGAUCCUAAUGAAGGGCACCGAAUCCAUAAUGUCGUAUCUGCGGGAUCGCGUACCCAGAUAGAGCAGCAAAAUCGCAAUUUACACAAUUUUUUAUUUGAGACAAUUUGCACUUUUAAAAUGUUUUUGUUUUGGUAGCUACAAAGCUCAACCACGCCCACACACAUUCAGACUUUAGCUUUAGUCUGCCUGUGUGUGGACGUGGCGGAGAUCGCGCAUGGAAGGUACCUUAUAACAUAGAGAAUAUCCCCGCAUCUACCAUCUACCAACUGAACUAGUCAGCGUUUGGCAAUGCACGACGCACCACCCUGUUAAAUUCUGGUUGAAAAUAUUAAAUUAAAAAUACAAAUUCAAUU